Messenger RNA from Danio aesculapii, 1702 nucleotides. RefSeq names its product solute carrier family 25 member 25a (gene slc25a25a). NCBI's taxonomy places the organism in Eukaryota, Metazoa, Chordata, Actinopteri, Cypriniformes, Danionidae. Gene Ontology annotation, molecular function: calcium ion binding; ATP transmembrane transporter activity. The record is from RefSeq and is a predicted model, not a curated record. The transcript has 10 exons. Gene Ontology annotation, biological process: transmembrane transport. Gene Ontology annotation, cellular component: mitochondrial inner membrane. Bases 83 to 1492 code for a protein of 469 amino acids.
GCAUUUCAGCGUUUAACCGCCGGCAGGCGAGAUUGUUCUUGUGUUAUUUAUUUAUUUAUUGCCGACUUUUAUUUUUGCUAAGAUGUUGUGCUUGUGCCUUUACGUGCCUAUCCAUAACUCCGACCAGAUUGAAGUGGAGUAUUUUGAGUCGAAUGGAUUACCGUCCGAGCUGAAGUCUCUCAAAUCUCUGAGUGUCCUUCUGCCGUCACAAGAGUUCUCCACAUACCGAAGAUGGAGGAAGAAAAGCCUGAAAACGGCAGAGAAAGAGCACGAUGGCCAGCUGGACUUUGAAGAGUUUGUUCACUACCUCCAAGACCACGAGAAAGACCUGAAGCUUGUCUUUAAGAGCAUGGACAGAAAGAUUGCAGGUCAGGUGAACGCCAAUGACAUUGUGAACUCAUUGCGAGAUCUUGGUGUCCACAUUUCCCUAAAGCAAGCAGAGAGGGUCCUUAAAAGCAUGGACAAAAACGGCACAAUGACUAUUGACUGGAAUGAAUGGAAGAAGUAUCCCACGCUACAGCCUGCCGAAAACAUUCCCGAAAUCAUCCUGUACUGGAAACACUCAACGAUCUUCGAUGUGGGCGAGAGUCUGAUGGUGCCGGAUGAGUUUACAGUGGAGGAGCACCUGACGGGGAUGUGGUGGAGGCAUCUGGUGUCCGGUGGAGGAGCUGGAGCCGUUUCUCGAACCUGCACCGCUCCACUCGACCGCCUCAAAGUGCUCAUGCAGGUUCAUGGUUGUCAGGGGAAAAGCAUGUGUUUAAUGAGUGGGCUCACACAGAUGAUUAAAGAAGGAGGGAUUCGCUCAUUAUGGAGGGGCAACGGCAUCAAUGUCAUCAAAAUCGCACCCGAGACAGCGCUCAAGUUCAUGGCUUAUGAGCAGAUCAAGCGUGUGAUGGGCAGCAGUCAGGAGACGUUGGGCAUCUCUGAACGUUUCGUAGCAGGUUCAUUAGCAGGAGUCAUCGCUCAGAGCACCAUCUACCCCAUGGAGGUUCUCAAAACUCGUCUGGCGUUAAGAAAGACGGGUCAGUAUAAGGGCAUCUCCGACUGUGCCAAACAAAUCCUGAAGGCUGAGGGAAUGUCGGCGUUUUAUAAAGGCUACGUACCCAACAUGCUGGGCAUCAUCCCGUAUGCUGGCAUCGACCUGGCAGUCUAUGAGACGUUGAAGAACACUUGGCUUCAGCGCUACGGUACGGAAAAUGCAGAUCCGGGUGUGUUUGUGCUCUUGGCGUGUGGUACAGUUUCCAGCACAUGUGGCCAGCUGGCGAGUUACCCGCUGGCACUCAUACGGACACGCAUGCAGGCACAAGCUUCAGUUGAAGGCUCCUCCCAGGUGUCAAUGACUGGGCUCUUCAAGCAGAUCAUGAAGACAGAGGGUCCCACAGGCCUCUACCGGGGUCUGACCCCAAACUUCCUGAAGGUCAUCCCUGCGGUCAGCAUCAGCUACGUGGUGUACGAGCACAUCAAGUCCACAUUAGGCGUGCGGUCCAGAUGAGGAGUUAGUGAAUGGACUUAAGGACUAAAUCUCUGGGUUUUAAACCUGGAGGUGUGGAAGAUCUCAUUCUGUGAAUGCGACAGGAGGAAAGACGCUGUUCAUUAACAUCUCAUUAUUUAUUUACUGUUCCAAAUCAUUCAAAUAACCUUCUACAAGUGAAGUCAGGGACCAACUAUUUGUGGAUGUGCGUGCGAGCGCGUCCUUAUGUGC